AUCUUCUUCUCAUCUCUGUUCAAGAAACCAUAAAAGCUUCCAUCAACUCAACCACUCCUCUAUUCAACUACACACCUGCCCCGCCACCAUGACAACCAGCGAACAGGACUCCGCCGCCGCGCUCCGCCGGAAGAGAAACCUCAAGUGCCUCGCCUAUGUAGUCGCAGGGGUCAUCGGACAAACCAUGAUCAUAGUCGUCUUCGCCCUAGUCAUCAUGCGAAUCCGAACCCCUAGGGUUCGGCUGAGCUCGGUGAGCGUCGAAACCCUAGUCACCAACUCCACCGCCUCGUCCCCUUCCUUUAGCAUGAGACUAACCGCUGAACUCAGCGUAAAGAACACAAAUUUUGGCAACUUCAAGUAUGAAAGCAGCAAUGUUACCAUAUCCUAUAGGGGGACUCCGGUCGGGGAUGCCAUUAUUAAUAAGGCCCAGGCUUGGUUUCGGUCGACGAAGAAGGCGGACAUCGCCGUAAGCUUGAGCUCGGACAAGGUUGGGUUGGAUGGUUCACAGCUGGGCGGUGAUUUGAAUUCAAGUAGAAUAAGCUUGGUGGCGGAAGCCAAGCUGAUGGGGAAAGUGCACUUGUUCUUUGUGUUCAAGAAGAAGAAGAGCGUUGAAAUGAAUUGCACCGUGGAUGUCAAUACAGAGACCAAGAACGUAGAGAACUUGACUUGCAAGUGAUAGAAAUGAGGCCUAAGCUAGCUUAAAUUAGUUUUCUGAUUUUUGAUUUGUUUUGUUUUGUUUUUUUUUUUUUUGGGAUUUUGGUGGCAGUUUGAAUUUAUAAUUUUUAAUGUUAUUUAUAGUACAACGAUCCAUUUUUUUGGUUUUGUAUCCCAGCCAAUAUCCCGGGUAGCCGCAGUAAGGACUUCACUUUUGGACCUACCUGGGUAUGGAAUCCAUUCCCGUGUCUAUCUGGGAUAGGGUUGGAAUACGAAACACAAAAAUGUUCAUUUUUUUUUUUUUCUCAUAUACAUUUAUGGAGAGACCUGUGUGUGAAAUAAUUGUCUCUCUCUUUUGUUUUUUUUAUUUGGUAAAAUAAUAAUAAAAUUAAAUAACAUUGAUAG
This is a messenger RNA of Malania oleifera, 1059 nucleotides long. Its product is annotated as late embryogenesis abundant protein At1g64065-like. The transcript has a single exon. The record is from RefSeq and is a predicted model, not a curated record. Lineage: Eukaryota; Viridiplantae; Streptophyta; Magnoliopsida; Santalales; Ximeniaceae. The coding region runs from base 89 to 676 and encodes 195 amino acids.